Drosophila bipectinata is the source of this 3920-nucleotide messenger RNA. RefSeq names its product ubiquitin-protein ligase E3B. Gene Ontology annotation, biological process: protein polyubiquitination; ubiquitin-dependent protein catabolic process. The record is from RefSeq and is a predicted model, not a curated record. Gene Ontology annotation, molecular function: ubiquitin protein ligase activity; protein binding. NCBI's taxonomy places the organism in Eukaryota, Metazoa, Arthropoda, Insecta, Diptera, Drosophilidae.
GGUUUUGCUGUAGGACCGCUUUUGAAGGCGUUAGGGUGUUUUUGGAGCUGCUGCAGUUGGAAAAUGAAAAUUUUUAUUGGAAAAUUGGGCCUUUAAUUUGCUUAUAUUACGAUGCGAAUAUCCAGCGUAAGCCCGGCUGUAACGAGUGUUUCUGUACACUCUGCCAGCUAUGAUAAUUGAGGGCACACGCCCGCUCAGCAACAGUCCCAACGAAAACAAACUAAAACAACAACAACACAAGUUGCUGCAUUGUGUCUACAGCUGAAAAAUAAUGUUCGCCCAAACCCAAAAGAGUAGUUUCCUGGAGCAAACAAAGGCGGCGCGGGAGGAGCGGGCGCUGGAGAAGCGUAGGGAGCUGGCGGCGAUCCUCUUGCAGUCCACUUUGAAAGGAUACGCAGCGCGAAGGCAGUACCACAAGAGGAUCAUCCGUGAUUUCGAUGCCAUUUUUCCUAGCGAAGGGCAGGACGAGAAGGAUGUGGAGCUGGAGCUGCUUGCUAUAAAUGUGUAUCCUGUGCUUCGGCGCUAUCUUACUCAAAUCAAAUUGGACAAGAGCGAUCCACAGGCUCGGGAGCGCCUAGAGCGAAUCUGUCGCUAUGUUAUCAAGGCCAUGGAGGCAGAGAACCCGAAGCUGUCCUACGCAGCUCUCUGUCUGCACAAGGAGCGUGGUCUGCCUUGGAUUGCACACAUCAAACUACUGCUAACCAACUGCCUAAAAUUGCUGCCAGAACUAAAGCCAGAGAACCAUGCGGACAGCUUGUCCUUGGCUCUCUUUUUGCACACAUUGGUGGUCUUCACUGCCCCCAAGUCAUGGGCCAUCUUGCGAAACAGCCAAUUCGAGCGCCUGCAGCCAGCCAUGCAGAAAGUUUGUUGCAAUAUUCAAGGGCAUUUGGUGCAACAUGAUUUUUACAAGACCAUGAGGCUCGUUUUACUUCGUGGAACGGCUCGUGAGGAACUAUCUGUAAAACCAGUCACCCUGGUAGCCAUCAUAACACUAUGCCUGCGUCCACUGAUAGACAGUGACUACAGCCGUAACCUUUUGACCAAAUUUUUAACGGAGAUCCUCUCGGUGCCCGCGUUGAUCUACCAUCUCCACCAGAGUGUUCCCCAGUGCCUGGAACAGUUUUCGGCUUUGGGCUUGUUAAGGAAAGCUUUAAGUAUCUCGGAGGAUCUGCAGUGGUUCGAAGAGUUCGGUGCCAGCAUGCCGGGAACCAAAUCCCUGGCAUUUCUUGGAAACAUAGUUAAUCUUUUUAAUAUUGAAGCACAAGAGGAGGCCAAGACCCUGGCUUAUCCCAUGCUGACGAAAACCACCACAUGGUUACUGAGGCUUAUACCCAACACGGUGACCACAAAAGGAGUGUUCACCCAGUGGCACGAGCUGUUGGGUUGGCAUACUCCAGGGUCAGAGCCUGCACAGAAUCAGAACGUUUCUCUGAUCAAGAAACAGUUUCACAUGCUGUGGGACCAUCGCUGUAUUAAGCUCCUGCUGGGCGACCUCCUAAAAGAGAUCAAUAAGAACUACGAACGGAUAGAGUUCCAGUCACCCCAACAGCCAUCCACCUCCAACCUGCUGCGCCGCGCCUUGGAGCGUAGUUCUACGAGGGGAGUAAACCUAAUGGGAGGAGGUGGAGCAGGUGGCAAACAAAGCAAGCAGCAGUGGCGCAGACUGGACAACAAAGAUGUACUGCAGGUGUCUCGCAUUUGUGCUAUGUACUAUGCUGCCCAAAGUACUCUCUCCCAGAUGAAGCUCUAUAUCCUUUCCGGAAUCUGCUACAACGACAACGUACUGUAUGAUAUUUGGCUGCUGAUCACUUCGUUGGGUCCUAACUGUGGCAUGAAAGAGUAUUUGGAGUUGUUCAAAUCCGAAGAAAACUUACAGAAGCCACAGACUGCCAUGUUGAUGCUCUUCUGCGACUGUAUGACACACUACGUUACUAUUUUAGAUGAGUAUGAAAUGUACACGGAGCAGAAGCCUUUCAAGCUUAACGACUACGUUAUGCUAACGUAUUUCCUUAACAAUAUUCUCUACAAACUUAUAAACGACAAUAUUUUAGGAGCCAAGAAUAUUGUUCAGAACCCGGUAUUCUUGUCCUUGCACACCUUGCUACUCUGUUUGUAUCGCCGUGAUUGCCGACGACCGUUUACUCCUCCCAACCACUGGCUCAUACCCGAGGUUAAGCCUUCAACCUUCAUCAAUGACUUGGAAAAAGCAAAGAGAAACGCUCUGCUGCUGCUGGCCAAGAUGCCGCACAUUAUUCCCCACGAGGAUCGGGUGAAACUUUUCAGGAAAUUCGUGCAAAAUGAGAAGGCAGUUAUGGGCCUAACGGAGAGUGCUUGCGCCUCGCCCCGAUCUGCUCUAAUUGUGAUCCAUCGAGAGCGGAUUGUGGAGGACGGCUACCGGCAGUUGGCUGCCCAGCCCACGCAAGCCCUUAAAGGUGUCAUCCGGGUGAGGUUUAUCAAUCAACAAGGACUGCACGAGGCUGGAAUCGAUCAAGACGGUGUAUUUAAGGAAUUCCUGGAGGAGACCAUCAAGAAAGUAUUCGAUCCGUCGCUGAAUUUGUUCAAAACCACCUCGGAUCAAAGGCUAUAUCCGUCGCCCAUUUCCUACGUUCAGGACAAUCAUAAGGAGCUCUUUGAGUUCGUUGGCCGUAUGCUGGGGAAGGCUGUCUAUGAGGGAAUCGUUGUGGAUGUGCCAUUCGCCUCGUUUUUCCUCUCCCAGCUACUGGGGCAGACGCAACAGGCUCCCUACUCCUGCAUGGAUGAGCUGCCUUCGCUGGACAAUGAGCUGUACCGCAGUCUCACUUUUAUCAAACACUAUAAACAGGAUGUGGCCGAUUUGAAUCUGACACUUUCCGUCGAUCAGGAUGUUAUGGGCAGGAUAGUAACGCACGAACUGCAUCCGGGGGGGAAGGCCAGGGUCGUGAAUGACCACAACAAGCUGGUCUACAUCCACUACAUGGCCUUUUUCCACAUGAAUACUCAAAUUCGCGAGCAGACGAUAGCCUUUAAUCGUGGUUUCCGCAGCAUCGUCAAUCCGGAGUGGUUGUCUCUGUUUUCUCCUCCGGAGCUCCAGCGUCUCAUAUCAGGCGACACAGUGCCAUUGGAUCUAAAAGAUUUGCGGAAACACACGCAAUAUUAUGGAGGCUUCCAUGAUUCCCAUCGCGUGGUGGGCUGGCUGUGGGACAUCCUGGCUAAGGAUUUCACAGAAGAGGAGCGCAAACUUUUCUUAAAGUUUGUUACCAGUUGCUCGAAGCCACCGCUUUUGGGUUUCGCCCAUCUGGAGCCGCCUUUUUCCAUUCGCUGUGUAGAGGUGGGCGACGACGAGGACACUGGGGACACCAUCGGCAGCGUGAUUCGAGGCUUUUUCACCAUUCGUAAAAAGGAUCCGCUCAACCGCCUGCCCACGUCCUCCACGUGCUUCAACCUUCUGAAGCUGCCCAACUACCAGAAGAAGUCGACGCUGAGGGACAAACUCCGCUAUGCCGUUAGCAGCAAUACUGGUUUCGAACUAUCCUAAGGAUCGCCAUUAUCCCGCACACUUUGUAUGUUUAUUCCUUUUUUUGAGGCAUUGGUGUAUUUUAAUUUGUGGUCGCUUCUCGUAAUGGAGAACAUCAGAGUAUUUAAAUAAUCUUCAACACAAUUAUUAACAAAUAAAUAUAAACGUAUAGCUGUGAUAAAACUAUAAUAAAUACUAACGAAGAGUACACAACCAAUACUAAGCUGAAUUACGAAAACUAGAACGAACAAUCCAUUUUGGUAAAAAAAGAAAAAAUAUAUUAUGUAUCUAGAUAAUACUGUACAUUGUGUGGCUUGGCAUAUAAUACAUAUUCAGAAUCAUCACAUAGUACUGUGUAAUUUAAAAGUUAUUUAAAAGUAAAACAGCAACAAUAAAUAUAUGUGUCUGAUUCAUGUGCAAAAUGUAA